ACCUCAUAAUUUAUUGGAAAUACAGAACAGAAGAAGAGUGUGUUUCAGGCUGCAGUGUCAUAAGCAAUAAUGGAUAAUAGGUGGAGUCUUAAAGGAAUGACCGCUCUUGUCACCGGUGGAAGCAAAGGAAUUGGGGAAGCUGUGGUGGAGGAACUAUCUAUGUUGGGAGCAAGAGUCCACACAUGUUCCAGAGAUGAAACUCAGCUUCAAGAACGUUUACGUGAAUGGCAAACAAAAGGGUUUCAGGUCACCACUUUCGUCUGCGACGUUUCUUCUCGUGCCCAACGAGAGAAACUCAUGGAAACCGUUUCCUCUGCCUUCCAAGGAAAACUCAACAUCCUCGUAAACAAUGCGGGAACGUGUAUAGUAAAACCGACCACAAAGUAUACAGCAGAAGACUUCUCGUUUCUGAUGGCUACGAAUCUCGAGUCAGCUUUUCAUCUCUCACAGCUUGCACAUCCUUUGUUGAAAGCUUCGGGUUUUGGGAGCAUCGUGUUCAUGUCCUCCGCUGCUGGAGUUGUGCAUAUGAGUGGCGGAUCCAUCUAUGGAGCAACCAAAGGAGCCAUGAAUCAGCUGACUAGAAACUUAGCUUGCGAAUGGGCGAGCGACAACAUAAGGGCUAACUCUGUUUGUCCUUGGAUCAUCACAACUCCUUUAACUAAGAAUUAUCUCAAAGAUGAAGUGUUAAAAGAAGAAGCGGAGCGUAGGACAUCAGUGGGACGUGUUGGAGAAGCAAAGGAAGUCUCAUCGCUUGUGGCGUUUCUCUGUCUACCUGCAGCUUCUUACAUUACAGGUCAAACCAUUUGCGUUGAUGGAGGUGCCACUGUCAACGGCAUCUCCUUCAGGCCUCUGGCUUGAAACACAUACAUUGUUUCCAACUACUAUAGUUUCCUAG
Messenger RNA from Eutrema salsugineum, 895 nucleotides. Its product is annotated as tropinone reductase homolog At2g29290. The coding region runs from base 70 to 858 and encodes 262 amino acids. Lineage: Eukaryota; Viridiplantae; Streptophyta; Magnoliopsida; Brassicales; Brassicaceae. The transcript has 6 exons. Gene Ontology annotation, molecular function: oxidoreductase activity. The record is from RefSeq and is a predicted model, not a curated record.